Messenger RNA from Coregonus clupeaformis (lake whitefish), 1116 nucleotides. RefSeq names its product endonuclease domain-containing 1 protein-like. NCBI's taxonomy places the organism in Eukaryota, Metazoa, Chordata, Actinopteri, Salmoniformes, Salmonidae. The transcript has 3 exons. The record is from RefSeq and is a predicted model, not a curated record. Gene Ontology annotation, molecular function: nucleic acid binding; metal ion binding; hydrolase activity. The coding region runs from base 119 to 1027 and encodes 302 amino acids.
UAUUGUUACACGUAGAUAUACUGUAGCUGGCUGCAAACACCUCCCUAAACAGCCUUCCCUUUUCCUCCUAGUACUACCACCACCACCCCCUCCACUGUAGGUCUGUACCCAGGCUAAGAUGCGUCCGUUGCGGGUCUACCUGCUGGCCCUCCUCCUGUUGACAGGAAUCUGGCUGUCUGGUGCCAGUGUAUCCGACAGCUUUAAAGACUGCAGCCAGUUUCUCUACAUGAGGGCAGCACCGACGGGCAUCGACGGGACCAGGGGCAGCCUCAAGAGGAUCUGCCAGCGCUACGGGGACAAGGCGCGCUACGCCACCCUGUAUGACGGCAGCCGUCGCCUGCCCCUCUACUCGGCCUACACCUUUAAGAAGAACAACGGGAAGAAGAGGAUGGACACGCCCUGGAUGUACGAGCCACAGCUGGCGUCUGGGAACGAGGGUGGGAACAUGAAGGUGCUGCCCCCUAGUGACGACCCAGAGCCUCUGAUCCAGGAGAGCCAGGCGGUGCUGGAGGACUACUCAGACGCCGUGGAGUACUCCCGAGGCCUGCUCAACCCAGACCAGCACCAGGCUGACCCAGACGAUAAGGCCUCCACCUAUACCCUGACCAACGUGGUACCCCAGAUCACAGACUUCCUGGAAGAGACCUGGAGCUCCUACUUGGAUACCGUGCGCCACCGCCUCAAUAACUUCUGCAGCAGAAAGCAGUCCUACGUGGUAACCGGGGUGACAGUCUCCAGGGCGACCAUACGUCGGGGGAACGAGGACCGCCUGGGGAUCCCAAAACACCUGUGGUUGGCUUACUGUUGCCCAUGGUUCGACCGUAACUCUCCCUACGAGGUGCGUUUCAUGUUCCCCAGCUAUGGUGCCUAUGCACUGAAUGAACAGGAGGGCCAUGGGGUCAUGGAGGUGCCUUUAAAGACACUGGAGAGCUUUCUGAAGAAACAAACCGACAUGGAUAGUAAUCUGGCUAUCUUCUACAAGGACUGUGUGUCAGAGAACACCUUUAAAAAGAAGAGAAAGAGAUAGGCGUGUGUGUGUGUGUGUGUGUGUGUGUGUGUGUGUUUUUGUUUAUUUAUGUAAUGGGGGUGUAAAUUGACCAAUUGAACAAUGUUUUA